Tinamus guttatus (white-throated tinamou) is the source of this 2191-nucleotide messenger RNA. The record is from RefSeq and is a predicted model, not a curated record. NCBI's taxonomy places the organism in Eukaryota, Metazoa, Chordata, Aves, Tinamiformes, Tinamidae.
AUGGCAGAGCCGCCCAUCCGGAAGGAGCUGAGGAAUGCGGCGCUGGGGGUGCCAAGACGAGCUCCUUGUUUCCAUGUGAUUCCCUCGGUGUCCAGCAUCGUUCCUGAAAGCUGCCUGCUCAUCGUGGUGGGCCUGCUGGUCGGAGGCCUCAUCAAAGGCGUGGGGGAAAAGCCCCCCAUCCUCAACUCAGAAAUCUUCUUCCUCUUCCUCCUCCCACCCAUCAUCCUGGACGCUGGCUAUUUCCUGCCCUUGCGCCAGUUCACGGAGAACCUGGGCACCAUCCUCAUCUUCGCCGUGGUGGGGACGCUCUGGAAUGCCUUCUUCCUGGGCGGCCUCAUGUACGCCGUGUGCCAGAUUGGCGGCACCGGCCUCAACCACAUCGGCCUGCUGGCCAACCUGCUCUUCGGGAGCAUCAUCUCGGCCGUGGACCCCGUGGCCGUGCUCGCCGUCUUCGAGGAGAUCCACAUCAACGAGCUGCUGCACAUCCUGGUCUUCGGCGAGUCGCUGCUCAACGACGCCGUCACGGUCGUCCUCUACCACCUCUUUGAGGAGUUUGCCAACUUUGAACAAGUGACCAUUAUCGACAUCAUCCUCGGCUUCCUCAGCUUCUUCGUGGUGUCUCUGGGCGGCGUCUUUGUGGGCGUCAUUUACGGGGUGAUCGCUGCCUUCACGUCCCGCUUCACCUCCCACAUCCGCGUCAUCGAGCCCCUCUUCGUCUUCCUCUACAGCUACAUGGCCUAUCUCUCCGCGGAGCUCUUCCACCUCUCUGGCAUCAUGGCGCUCAUCGCCUCCGGCGUGGUCAUGCGGCCCUAUGUGGAAGCCAACAUCUCCCACAAGUCCCAUACCACCAUCAAAUAUUUCCUCAAGAUGUGGAGCAGCGUGAGCGAGACCCUCAUCUUCAUCUUCCUGGGUGUCUCCACUGUGGCUGGCCACCACUACUGGAACUGGACCUUUGUCAUCAGCACGCUGCUCUUCUGCCUUAUCGCAAGGGUUUUAGGUGUCCUGGGCCUCACCUGGUUCAUCAACAAGUUCCGAAUUGUGAAGCUGACACCCAAGGACCAGUUCAUCAUUGCCUACGGGGGCCUGCGGGGAGCCAUUGCCUUCUCCCUCUGCUACCUCCUGGACUAUGAGCAUUUCAACAUGAGGGACAUGUUCCUCACCGCCAUCAUCACUGUCAUCUUCUUCACCGUCUUCGUGCAGGGCAUGACCAUGCGGCCCUUGGUGGACCUGCUCGCGGUGAAGAAGAAGCAAGAGUCAAAGCGCUCCAUCAACGAAGAGAUCCACACACAGUUCUUGGAUCACCUCCUGACUGGGAUUGAGGAUAUCUGUGGUCACUACGGCCAUCACCACUGGAAGGACAAGUGAGCACGCUUCAACAAGAAGUAUGUGAAGAAGUGCCUGAUUGCGGGGGAGCGCUCCAAGGAGCCCCAGCUCAUCGCUUUCUAUCACAAGAUGGAGAUGAAGCAGGCAAUCGAGAUGGUGGAGAGCGGGGGUAUAGCCAAGAUCCCCUCGGCUGUCUCCACAGUCUCCAUGCAGAACAUCCAGCCCAAGAUCCUCCCUGUGGAGCGCGCCCUGCCAGCCCUGUCCAAGGACAAAGAGGAGGAGAUCCGGAAAAUCCUCCGCAACAACCUGCAGAAAACCAGGCAGAGGCUGCGAUCCUACAACCGGCACACGCUGGUGGCCGACCCCUACGAGGAAGCCUGGAACCAGAUGCUCCUGCGGAGGCAGAAGGUCCGACAGAUGGAGCAAAAGAUGAACAACUACCUGACGGUGCCGGCUCACAAGGUCGAUUCACCCACUAUGUCCCGUGCUCGCAUCGGCUCAGAUCCCCUGGCCUACGAGCCCAAGGCGGACUCGGAGAACCUGCCCAUCAUCACCAUCGACCCGGCCUCGCCGCAGUCCCCCGAGUCCGCGGACCUGGCGAACGAGGAGCUCAAGGGCUCCAGCCACGUCUCGUCCUCGCGGGGCGGGGAAGGCCCCCGGGACCCGCCGUCCCCGGGUACCGACGACGUCUUCACGCCGGGCGCCAGCGACAGCCCCAGCAACCAGCGGAUGCUGCGGUGCCUGAGCGACCCGGGGCCGCGGCCGGAGCCGGAGGAAGGGGAGCCCUUCAUCCCCAAGGGGCAGUAGCAGCCGCGCAGAGCCGCGCUCACCCACGUACGGAGCCUCUUUCUUCAUUCGUUCUUCUUUC